AAUCGGGGUCCCGGUCAGGUGCGCUCCUCCGCUUGCACCCCUAAAAUUCAAGCUGUGCCCCCUCCAGAUCGCCUCCAAACAUCUGGGGUUUCUUCUGCCGCCGCCGCCGCCGCCUCCUCUUCCUCCGCCCUCCCCACCCCCCCAAAAAAGGACGACACCACCCGGGCAGAGCUUCUCCUUCCGACUCCGGAGCAGCUCUUUCUUGGCUGCGGCGGCGGCGGCGACGAUCCGGAUUGCCAGGCGCGCCGGGUCUUUAGCGCAGCUCGGCGCCGGCUGCCUCGCGGGGACUUUGCCCGAUGCAACUGGUCGGCUGGCUCCUCCAUGCCUCUCCCAUUUUCCACGCACAGGCGCCCCCACUCCACCCCCAAUUCCUCACCCCCUUUAAAAAUGCAAUUAAAUUAG
Molecule: messenger RNA, 402 nt
Organism: Podarcis lilfordi (Lilford's wall lizard)
Lineage: Eukaryota; Metazoa; Chordata; Lepidosauria; Squamata; Lacertidae
Source: the annotation of a GenBank genome assembly